Messenger RNA from Mya arenaria, 399 nucleotides. RefSeq lists its product as uncharacterized. The record is from RefSeq and is a predicted model, not a curated record. The transcript has a single exon. The coding region runs from base 1 to 399 and encodes 132 amino acids. NCBI's taxonomy places the organism in Eukaryota, Metazoa, Mollusca, Bivalvia, Myida, Myidae.
AUGUGUGUUCACGUAUUUGGAAACUGUGCUUCCCCAUCUGUUGCUACAUAUGGUCUACGCAAAGCUGUACAAACUGCUGAAAAAGACAUUCAAAAUCUGGUUGACAAGGACUUUUAUGUAGAUGACUGUUUAACGUCUAAGCCUACUGUUGAUCAAGCAAUAGUUACAGUGAAAAGAACUCAGACAGCUUUACGUGAUGGUGGAAACAUUCGGCUACAUAAAAUUGCAUCAAACAAUGUCGCUGUAAUGCACGCCUUCCCUCAGGAAGACCUUGGAGGUGAUUUAAAAUCACUAGAUCUUAGUGUAGAUCCUCUUCCUGCCCAGCGAAGUCUCGGAUUGGCCUGGGACUUGAAGAAGGACGCCUUCAUCUUCAAUAUCGAAAUGGAAAACAAGCCAUAA